ACAUUCGAAGAACUAUUUAACAAGUACUCACGUGUUAGUUGCAGUAUAGUUCAAAAAAUCAUGGCUAAGUUGUUCAUUUUUGCAAUUAUAGCAAUUGGAGUUUCGCUUCAGUUUGCAGACGUGGAUGCUGAUGGGAAAGCUGAUGCCAAAAAAGCGUUCGAAGAGCUGGUAAAAGUAUUAGAUAAAGCCAUAACCGAUGGUGAAAAAGUCAUCGACAAGGCUGUAGGCCAGUUCAACUCGACAGCUGAUAAACUAGAAGUUAAAGCUAAAAGUGAUCUGAACAAACUCUUAUCGCCUUUGCAGAAAAAGUUGGAUGAGUUGGUAAAGAAAGCUGGAGAAAAGGGGAAGAAAUGCAAAAAAUUCGUAGACGAUUUUUCCAAAAUCCCUGACGGCACUGUUAAAGGUAUAGUGGAUUGUGUCAGAACCCAAGUAAAUGCAGUCCAAACGGCUGCGUCUGAUGCCCUUCAGCAGAUGAGAAAAAUUGUAAAAGAUCUAAAAUCAAUCGGUCCAGAAAUUGAUAAAUGCACUGGAAGCAAGGUUGACGAGGCAAAGUGUUACGCCAAGCUGAUAGCCAAAAUUGUUAAGGAUGCUAAGACUGCGCCUGUAAAAAUUUCAGCCGAUGUAGCCAAAGUCACGUUAUUGAUCUCCAAGCUGCUUCCAACUUUGGAAAGCUGUUUGGCCAAUCAGCUUCGGAAAGCUGGUUCGGAAGGCGCUGCGGAUAUCGCUAAGUUUGGAGUUUGUGCUGCUGUAAAGUAAAUUACCACUUUAUAAGUAAAUGCUAGCUUUCUUCUAUUGAUAUACGAUUGUGAGUUAUUUCAAAGUUGUCUUGUAAUUUGGCAAUGUGUUUUUCGAUUUCUUGGGUUAAUAACAUGAGACGUGUACUUUA
This is a messenger RNA of Dendroctonus ponderosae (mountain pine beetle), 886 nucleotides long. RefSeq lists its product as uncharacterized. Bases 61 to 756 code for a protein of 231 amino acids. The record is from RefSeq and is a predicted model, not a curated record. NCBI's taxonomy places the organism in Eukaryota, Metazoa, Arthropoda, Insecta, Coleoptera, Curculionidae. The transcript has 3 exons.